AUGGUAUCCAAGCGCACGAAAACUUCCACUGGCCGCAAGAAGCGAUCGAGAAGGACCAAGAUCCGACAACCAGCAGCACUCUCGCUCUUCUUCAGACUCCCAGGUGAAUUGCGCAACGUCAUCUACCACAUGGCCAUGAGUCUGGGCGAAUGGAGACACGAUGCGCCUGAGGAUGAUUCUGGAGACCCUCGUUUCUACUACAUCAAGCGAGUCUAUUCCAUCGAUACACGUCAAGUCCGACACGGACUGCUCACAGUCUGCAAGCUGAUACGGCGCGAAGCGAUCUCAAUUUGGCUCGCCAGUCACGUCAUCACUUUCGAGGUUCACUAUCGAAACAUGAAUCGCAUUCUAUCCUGGCUUCACCUGAUGGUACGGAACUACAGGAAUCUGGGUCUGGCCGACCUCAUUCCACAAAUCCGCGUCGGAAUCUGCAUCACGGCUUACACGUGGUCAUGGGAUCUGUCGCUGCGGCUCCCACCUGCUCGCUUGACAAGGUUCUGUUGCGAGCACGGCAUCAAAGUCUACGAUUACACCCGCGAUGCUGCGGAAAGGCCCGGGAUCUUUGAGCUCUUGCUUCCUUCGAGAAUCAUUGGCUUCCAGGCGUAUCAAGAACGAUGGUCCGACGAAGAGCUACGAUCCAGGCUCGUGGAUUACAUUAUGCAGGCACUCAUGGAGUCACAGUCACGGAAGACGUCACGAUCCAGAACUGCCAUUCGAACCACAGUCACGCCGCCCGUCAAAGAACGUCCUGUCCGCGCUGUUCGGAACAAAGCGACUUCCUAUGCCGAAGCCGACUUCACAUUCAGCAUUGAGAAUUUCCGACGGCCUCUAGCUUACGGCUACAAUUCCUACUUGAACUCGCCUUGCGAGCCUGGUAAUAUCGAAGCCACCAUUGAAUUUCAGGGACGCAGAAUCAAGACGAGAUCGUGUUUUGGGUCCUUGGACGACCUUCAAGAGGUGUCUGUAACAAACGUCUGA
Messenger RNA from Dissoconium aciculare CBS 342.82, 978 nucleotides. RefSeq lists its product as uncharacterized. Lineage: Eukaryota; Fungi; Ascomycota; Dothideomycetes; Mycosphaerellales; Dissoconiaceae. The record is from RefSeq and is a predicted model, not a curated record. The coding region runs from base 1 to 978 and encodes 325 amino acids. The transcript has a single exon.